Molecule: messenger RNA, 3291 nt
Organism: Populus trichocarpa (black cottonwood)
Lineage: Eukaryota; Viridiplantae; Streptophyta; Magnoliopsida; Malpighiales; Salicaceae
Exons: 2
Coding region: 1292-2695 (467 amino acids)
Source: RefSeq, a predicted model, not a curated record
CUCCAGAUCCUUUCCUCAUUUGGUAUUUUCAGCUCUUUUCACAGCGAGCCUCGAGGACCCUCUCCUCGGAUCACCAAACAGACCCCUAAAUUUUCUAUAAAUCGUGCCCUAACUCUGCCAAUCUUCGAUCCCAAAUCUUCAUUCAAUUCAACCUCCAAAUUCUCCAAUUUUCUUUCAUUUUGAUUCAAUUCGAUCUUGCAUUCUUUCAAUUUGCUCUUUUCUCUAUCGAGCGAGCCUACUUUUACCCCUUUCCGUGCUCUCGAUUCAUUUCUAGGGUUAGGGUUUUGAGAUUCUCCUUGAUUCUUUGAUUCCGAAGUGGGUUUUGUUCGAUCUUAAAGUCUAAUCUUGUAUAUUUGAAUUUCAUGGCUUAAAUUUAUCUGGGUCAGUUGAACUUCUAAAAUAUUUUCUUAAAUUUUGAAAAUUUACGGCUCUUAUAAAUUCUUCAACUUUAUCCAUUUUCUGUUUGAUUCAAUUGUUUUCCCUUCUGUCCCUUGUUUAUUACUCUCUCUCUCUCUUUUUUUUGUAAAGUUGUGCUAAUACGAUAAUACAAACUAGGGAUCUAUAAUUUUUUUUAUUUGUGAAUUAGGGUUUUUGGUAAAUUCGAUAUUUUCAAUUUCAUCAAUCCUGUUCAACGACCAAUUUUAGAAAAGGUAAGAUCGAGCUCCUCUAGCUUAUUCAAUAUUGAGUUUUUUUUUUUCAAGUAAUAAAUUUAGUUAUAGAUGGUUAUUGUUGAUUGGUUAUCCCUUUCUUUCUUUUCUUUUAUUAUAAAAAUAAUAAUUUUCUUACACUCGAAUUAAUAAAAAAAUUGGUUUGGUAAUAACAUCAUUAAUUAAUUUUAAAUAGAAUAUUUUUCAUGGGGUGUGAAGUAAAAAUGUGUUAAUAUCAAGAAAUGAAGCUCGUAUAGGGAGCGCAUAAUGGCUACAUAUAGUAGUAUAUGUUGGCCCUUUUUGUUAGUAUGGUGGAUGCUAAAAUUCCCAUAUGCUUGAAAGUCCUUAAUCGCUAUCCUUUUGGUAAUUUGGGUAGUUUCCACUUUAGCUUCUUCUUGUUUGUUUAUGUCAAAGGAAUCUUACCUUUCUACCUUCAACUUUUCAGAAAUGUAAGAAAAUAGUAAGAAAAGUCGCCCUUCUAGGCAGCUGAUGUCAUAAUUGUUGUGGGAUAGUGUAUAUUUUCAUUUCUAGAAAACAAGUCUGCUGUUGUGUUUUCGUGAAAGCAUCUGAUACUUUGAAUCUUUACUUUGUUUCUGUGUUUCUAAUAUGAGUGAAGAUGAUUCUGAUUUGCAGAUAAAAUUAAAAUGAUUCACAAACGUGCUUUUUCUGAUGAUAAUUUAUAUGAGUUUGCUUGUAAGCACCCCAGACAAAUGGAGCACAUUGAUCAGCUUGCUCCUAUUUUCCCACUUGACAGUGGGCACCAGAAACAUCUUGUUUCAGGUGAUGACAGUUUUAGAAAGUGUCAAGAAGUAGGGAGGUCUGCAAGUGACUUGUUCAGUGAAUGUUCAAAUGGGACUAGCAAGGGAUUUGAAACUGGUGAUAAUGGUUGUUUCCCCCACUUUUUGUGGAUUGGAAAUGGGAUUCUUGAAGCCGAUAAUUUAUCAUUCUUCCCAGAAUAUUUUGAUCAUGGGCACCAGCUCAGGGCUUUACUUGAGCCUGAAGAGGCCUGCUCAUCUCUUGAUUACCCUUUUCAGAAGCAGGUUUCUGUUGGACCAGAGCAUCAAGCUUAUGUCCCAGAGUGGGACUCCCAGGGUUCAAGCACCUCCCUGAACCAGCUAGAUGACUCUAACCUUCAAGUUGCAUGUGCACAUUCAUCUAGCCCAGGUGUCAUAAUUGAUGGUGGUUACGAGGAGAACCUGAUGGGUACUUGUAUCCUUCCCAUGCCUGACCUGGAAGCAUCUGCAAAUUACUGCUAUGAAGCUACCAAUCAUGACUGUGCAUGCCCUGAUGCAGGUUCUAUCAGAUGCAUAAAACAACAUGUCUCAGAAGCUAGGCUGAAACUUAGAGAGAACCUUGGGGAGGAGAUAUUCGAAGGGUUGGGGUUCUGUGAUAUGGGAGAGGUGGUUGCAAAUAAAUGGACUGACGAGGAAGAGCAAGCCUUCCAUGAGGUGGUCUUAUCCAAUCCUGUUUCUUUGGGAAAAAACUUUUGGGACCAUCUGUCCGCAACAUUCCCUUCCCGAACAAAGAAGGAGCUUGUUAGUUAUUAUUUCAAUGUAUUCAUGCUCCAGAAACGUGCUGAGCAGAACAGGUUUGACCCUCUAAAUAUUGACAGCGAUGAUGAUGAGUGGCAAAAAAUUGAGGGUGAAACAGUAGAGGAAGAUGAGGAUUCUGUGGUGGAAUCUCUGACUGUUCAGGAUUCCUCUGCUUACUGUCAAGAGGAUCAUGCUGAGAAGUUCAAUGAAUAUGUUGAGGAUGAGGAUGAAGCUGUUGCUUCUAAAGAUGGUGUUGAUAAUGUGGUUCGUGGAAUUGCAACUGAUGCGGAAUAUGAGGGAGAUGUAGAUGAUUUUUCAGGAGCACAUGUUGGGAUUUACCAUGGUUGUGUUGGUGACCUUGGACCUAAACAUUUCAAUGGAAUUGCUGGGACCAACACAGAUGAUUGUGAUGUUCAAGAUGAUUCAUGCACAUCGUAUGAGCAUCAUCGAGACAGCAUUGAUUGCUAUGGUCCACUUGAUAUGGGAACUGAUGGGAGACACUCCAGUCAAGAGUAAUAUUUUCACAGUAAAUAUUCUUGAUGGUUUGGUUCCCCUGCUGUUGUUCUGCAAGACUGGAUAUUAUCAAGGGAUUGAUAUUAUUAGUCAUUGCAACUUGAAGAAGCUGAUACCUUUAUUCAAUGUUGAUUGUUGGGAAGAGUGGUUGUCCCAUGCAUCCUUCCAAAUUAAAGUUGGCUCUUGUAGGCAUCAAUAUUCAAGAGUCUGGCAGGUCACCAGUUUCCAGGACUGGCCUUUCAAGGUUCAUGUGGCUCAAUUAAGAAGGAUUUCAGAUAGACAAUUACUAGUAAUACUACUGCAAAAUCCAAUUUUGCUUGCAAAAUUUUGAAUAUGUUGGUGGAAGGGCAUUUUGCAAGAUGCAAGUACUUUUAUAGGACGUGGUUGAUGUUCUUGAGUGAGCCAAUGGAAUCAUCGUGGUAAUAUGCAGAGCUAUGGGUGCGCGAUUUGUUCAACUGUUUAGCGUCACUUGAAUCAUGUUUCUUUUUAUCUCUGCGUGAUCAAUCUCAUGGUAAUUAUCUUGCAAUUUAAUCAACCCUCUGUAAGGCCACUUGGACCAACAUCUAAAUUGAAUGGUGUCGUGAAGGCAUUUUAUUUUA